UAUGGUGAAACGACACGUAAAAUGUAUUUCUAACAAGUCCUUGGAGGAAGGAGAGUUAUGGUGUAUUUUAGGUCUGAUAAAGAAAUGGCAAUUCUGGAUGAAAUUGCAGGGAAUGGGGUGAGGGUUUUUCUAGUGUGGUGUGUAGGAAUAACAACCGUCAUAUUCAUUUGGGCUUUGCAGAGUCGGAUGCGAUCGAGAUUUAGAGGUGCGCCGGUAUGGCCGGUUCUGGGCGUGCUUCCCUCAUUGCUUUUUCACUUGGGCCACCUUUACGACUGGCUUACGCAUCUCGCUAUCGUUAACGGUGGCACAUUCAAGCUUCUGGGCCCUUGGAAAUGCCGGAUUUUUACGGCCGACCCUGCAAACAUAGAUUACCUGUUGAGAACGAGGUACUACAAUUUCGGCAAAGGUGAGACUUUCAAAGAAUCGUUCCGCGACAUGUUCGGUGAUUCAAUUGUAGUGCAAGACGGGGAUGCUUUCAAGCGUCUCAGUGUGUCUGUCGGCAAAGCGCUCUCUUCGCCUGCCUUCCGCGACUUUGUGUCUGCCCUCCUGCCGGCCGUGAUGCAGCACAAUCUUCUUCCUGUUUUCACCCACGCCUGUGAAAAUGCCGCCAUUAUCGACCUGCAAGACGUGUUCCACCGGCUGGCUUGUUAUAACGUCUGUCUCUUCGGUGCAGCUGUGCAACUUGAUUGCCUCAAACCGGGUCUGCCCAAAUUUCCCUUCAUAGAGGCCUUCGAAGAGGCAUUACAGUCGCUCAUGUUUCGCCUCCUCAUGCCCCCCUUUUGGUGGAAAAUUUUGAGGUUUUUUAACGUUUUGUCUGAGCGCCGACUUAUCAAAGCCAGAGACUUUAUCUAUGGCUACUCUAUUGAAGCAUGGCAAUCUCGCGGUAAUCAGGACAGCUCUCCUGAGGCUAACAUCGCCUCGGCCUUCUUUCGGUACGAGGGGGAAAGCGGGCGCUUUUAUUCCGACCAAAGAGUGCAUGAGUUAUUCGUGAAUCUCAUUUUAGCAGGUAAAGACACGAUCAUGGCGGGGCUCACAUGGUUCUUCUGGCUGGUAGCGAGGCAUCCCCUUGUUGAAGCUCAGAUUUUAGCAGAGCUCCGAGAGAUUGUAAACCAGAGGAAGAGUCCUGACGAUCAGGACCCGUUUUGUUUUAGCUUUGAAGAAGUAAAGCGGAUGGAUUACCUGCAUGCAGCAGUGACGGAGUCUCUCCGGCUGUACCCACCUAUUCCCAUUAACUACCUGCACGCAGCGGAAGACGAUGUUCUGCCCGACGGCACGCCCGUGGAGAAAGGCGCGCAGGUUUUGUACUCGAUUUACUCUUCGGGCAGAUUGGAGAGCGUUUGGGGCAAGGACUGCCUGGAAUUCAAGCCGGAAAGGUGGAUGAAGAACGGUAGGUUUGUGAGGCAAUCUGAUUUCAAGCUGGUAGUGUUCAACGGAGGACCUCGGCGCUGUACGGGCAUAGAAUUUGCGUACUGGCAGAUGAAGUGGGCUGCGGCUUCCAUUCUUAUUCGUUAUCGGGUUAAGAUUGUUGAUAAGCAUCCUGUGCUUCCUAAAAUUGGGCUCACGCUUUUCAUGAAGUAUGGUUUGCUAGCUACAGUUCACCAAAGGGAAAUGGCAGAUGAUGAGAGUAGCAAAUAAUCUGGCAAGCUAGCGAAGCAUACCACCUAAGCUUCUAUGGCAACUGUAGCAGACGCUGUUCCGUAUUUUGUUUACAUGAGGCCUUCAUUAAGACCUGCUUAAUUAUGUUAUAUUAUAUAAAUAAAAUUUCAGUAGC
This is a messenger RNA of Cryptomeria japonica (Japanese cedar), 1771 nucleotides long. Its product is annotated as cytochrome P450 86B1. The transcript has a single exon. Gene Ontology annotation, molecular function: heme binding; monooxygenase activity; oxidoreductase activity, acting on paired donors, with incorporation or reduction of molecular oxygen. The record is from RefSeq and is a predicted model, not a curated record. Bases 58 to 1635 code for a protein of 525 amino acids. Lineage: Eukaryota; Viridiplantae; Streptophyta; Pinopsida; Cupressales; Cupressaceae.